CAAUCUGCCCCGGAAGUGUAAAUUGUUGCACCGGAAGAUAUACUGUAAAAAUGCGAAUUCGUUUCGCACAGGAAAACAUUUUCAUUCCGUUUUGAGCUGUGAAGAUGGCAAAUAGGACGGUUAAAGAUGCCAACAGUAUACAUGGAACAAAUCCACAAUACUUGGUAGAGAAAAUUAUUCGUACUCGAAUCUAUGAAUCAAAAUACUGGAAAGAAGAAUGCUUUGGACUGACGGCUGAGCUUGUCGUUGACAAAGCCAUGGCGCUGAAGUUUGUCGGUGGAGUUUAUGGCGGAAAUAUCAAACCUACACCGUUCCUGUGUCUCACUCUGAAGAUGCUGCAGAUCCAGCCAGAGAAAGACAUCAUUGUAGAAUUUAUCAAAAACGAGGAUUUCAAAUAUGUCCGCUUGCUUGGCGCCAUGUACAUGAGGUUGACUGGGACAUCAGUGGAUUGCUACAAAUACCUGGAACCACUGUACAACGACUACAGAAAAAUCAAGAGUCAGAACCGAAAUGGGGAGUUUGAGCUGCAACACGUCGAUGAGUUUAUUGAUGAACUGCUACACUCUGAGAGAAUGUGUGACAUAAUCCUUCCCAGGCUUCAGAAAAGGCAGGUUCUUGAGGAGGCGGAGCUGUUAGACACACGCAUCAGUGCCCUGGAAGAAGACCUGGAUGAGGUGGAGACCAGCGAAGAGGAAGAUGAGGAAGAGGAGAAGACAGAGAGAGUUCAGACCCCAGAGCCCCACAGACGGAGUUACCGAGACAACGAUCGGCCUCGCCGCUCGCCCUCUCCACGCUACAGACGCAGCAGUCGUUCACCCAGACGGAGGAGCAGAUCACCUAAGAGACGAAGCCCAUCCCCCAGGCGAGAACGUCACCGCAGCAAAAGCCCCCGUCGCCACCGCUCCCGAGAGAGACGUCACCGCUCAAAGUCCCCAGGGCAUCACAGAAGCCACAGGCAUCGCAGUCACUCCAAAACCCCAGAGAGGAGUUCAAAAAAGAGCCACAAGAAGAGUCGAAGAGGAAACGUGUGAUCCACUUUGUAUUUUGUUCUCUUUGAUAGUUCCCUUUUCUGACUUGGACAUUAAUGUGGCCAAAUUUGUACGGAAUCCCUUGUAUUUUGUUUUAGAAAGUAAUUGCAUUUCAAGAUAUUUUCAGACCAUGUAGCAGAAAGAAUCCAUUUCAAUUUUAUUUCUAAAAUCUGCAGCUCAUAUAGAAUUGUCCACAACCCUAUGUAUCAGUGAAUAAAGUUGCUUGGUGGUUUGAACAUAAGACUGAGAAUGUCA
Molecule: messenger RNA, 1283 nt
Organism: Oncorhynchus mykiss (rainbow trout)
Lineage: Eukaryota; Metazoa; Chordata; Actinopteri; Salmoniformes; Salmonidae
Gene: prpf38a
Product: pre-mRNA processing factor 38A
Source: RefSeq, a predicted model, not a curated record